AUUUAACGUGAAGAUCAAUUGAAUUAAUCGAGUGAAGCAACAUCGACAGUGAAUGGUACAAUCAACAGUCAGGAUGACGCUUUAUUUAUAUUGCGGAUUGCUCUUGGUGAUGCAAGGGUUAACAUCAGUGAUUUGUACAGCCAGUAAUGGGGGUCCAGUUUAUGUUAAUGCUGUGAAAGCUGCACCACCGGCACCGGUUGUCCAAGCUACAAUUUCUGCAGGCGACCAAAAUCGCAUUACACAGACAGUUUAUGGAUUCCUUGAUUUUACUACAACCAUUGGUAAUACAGUUAUGGUGUUUUCGCCGCAGAGUGCAUCUCCGGCAGGAACUCCAAAGGUCGAACAAACAACAAAAGCUGCGACAGUAACAGUGAUUCAAACAAAACCUACUGAAUCUCAAAAACCUACAACACAAAAAGCUCCUAUAGAAAUUAUCAAACCCAGCAAACCUAUCGUCAAGUCAAGCACUGAAAAGAAAGAAUCUAAGAAGACUAAUAUAGAAAUCGUAAAACCUCAACCACAAGCUCAAGCAAAACCACCAAAUGUUGAAAUCGUGUCCAGCUUUGUAGAGGUUCGGGCUGAAACCAAAACUCCCAAGGUUGUUAGUCGAGUGGAAGUUGUCGAAGGUACUGAAAGCUCGUCAAUUGCUUCAUCCAAGGUAGAAGUAGUCGUCAACAACGGAGCCACCGUUACUCCACAAUUGCCACAAAAAAAUAUCGUGUACUCCAGUGUCAUUGAGGUACGAAGUUCAGGAGAAGAUCAUGAUGUGCCAGUGGUCCUAAAUAACAUCGGGGAGCCUGAAUAUGACUAUUUGUCAAGACAACCUGCCCAAAUUGUUGAUGAGAGUUAUAGAAUUAUUGAUUUGAAACGUCCUCCUGGUGGCAGUAGCGGUAAUGUUCCACAGUCUCAAAAUAAACCACAAUCGAAACAUAGACCAGCAGAUUCUGGUAAAAACCGUCCUAAUCCAAGUCAACAGGCCCAAAUACAUCCAACUGGACUUGUCACUCGUUUGGGCGGUACUGUAGUAAAAGAAGGUGUCACAACUGUCCACGAAACAAGCGUUAUCGGCACAUACAUAAAUGGCAAAUACGCACAAGUGCUUCAAAGUACCUCGAGAAUUUAUCAAGAGGGAUCUAAACCUAAGCCAACCCCCUCGAAUUCAGGGCAACCGCGUAUUUUGAAGACCGCAGCACCACAUCUUCAACAGCAAAUAAAACAACAGAAGCACCAUCAGGUCAACUCAGAGCACUCUGCUACUGGUCCAGAUGGAGCUUUACCACUUGAAGCACUUUUCCAAGGCAGUCAAGCCGACCAAACGCGUACACCACGCAAACCUUCAGUGCCAACAGCCGGAGGAGGCAAUUAUAAAAAUCGCCUUCGUCCUGGUAAGAACCAGUCGCCAUCUAACACUUUCCAGAAGCAGUCUCAGGACGAAAAUAACGACAGACAACCCGAUAUUGCGCCAUCGUCGACUAAAAAAGCUGCGCGCCGAACCUCACAAGGGCGCUAUAGCAAUCGUUUUGGUCGUACACAGCAAUCCGAAUUAGCAACAGUUUCCGUAUUUUCUGAACAAUCUGUAGCAAGUUCUACAAGGCGACCCAAAUCAGGAGCACGUUUCGGUAAAUCCAACGGCAAUAAUCAUCAGCAAUCUCCCAUCAGCGAAUCUGCUCCUUCUUCUGCCUCAAGAAGAUCUUAUAAGCCAAAACCAACGCCAGCUGAGCAAUCUUCUAACGUUGCAGACACUACUAGCCUAUAUAAGUUCAAACUCAAUAGGGCCCCCGGCAGAUGGCAGUACAAAACAACACCGAAACCUAGGGUUACUAUUAGGAAACAAAUAGUUGACGAACCUCAUCCAGCUACCCCAUCUACUUUACCUUCCGACGGAUCUGGGAAUUCUGGUGCGGCUAUAUCAGAUCCUCAAGUGAUCUCCGACGCUGAAGAUUUAGAAUCAUCAAGUUCUCAACAUGGAUCUAGAUUAUCAGACGAUAUCGACGAAACCGCAGAUAACGCUAUCGAUGAUCCGUUUCCAGUACAAACUAUUAAAAUAGCAAUUUCUACUCCAGUCGAUUUCCAAAAUGUUUAUUUUGAAAUCGCCACAAUUAAGUCGCCUUACACAUUCCAGGUUGGAACGUUAAAAAAUACACGUUACGUAACAGUCACUUCAACCUUCGAAAAAUUCCUGGUGGAACCAACAGCAAAUCCUCAAAUAGCUCCGACAUCAGUUAUCCCGGGUGAACCUCUCACCGAAGAUAUCCUUGCAACAGCUACUGUAGCUCCAGCAGCCAGUCAGCAGCAUAUUGGGCGUCACUUAGCUGAUACUGGAAUCGCCACUUUGCCACCUUUGUUAUUACCAAGUGAUGCUGAAACGCCACCUCUUGAGACCAUGACCGAAACGUUUAGUACUGCUGAACGUGUACUCAAAACUCACGUGUUACCCAUUGUAAGAAACGCAACUACUUCAAAAAUAACGUUGGUACAGACAUACGAUGUUACCAGAUUGGUAACGGCAACAAAAACCUUACCGCCUGCUGAAGCAUAUCAUUUCGUUCCAUCGCGAGCAUUAACUGAAUUCGACAGUGGUUUAGAUGAAGCAGGAUCAGAAUUACAUUUGGCGCUUGACUUCAGUGAAGAUGGGGAUGAAAACGAAAGACGUGAUGCUGUUAAGGUACUGCCCGCAGACUUAGACUUAGCCAACAUCGGUUCAGAUUUUAACUUAUCCGAAGUUGACAAAACAAACAAUGGUUCAAACAAAAAGCCUAUUGGUCCUCCUAAAACACAACCUUCAACAACCCAAGCACCUCGUCCUGCCGAACCUCAGUUGACACCAGAACAACUUCAACAACUCGCUCUGCUGAGAUUCUUGAAUCCUGCGGCCGCAGCUACGCCUCAGCUGAUAACCUCAUCUAAACCAGUAGUGCGUUUAGAAACAGUGUACGAAUCCCAUGUGAUUCCUUUAUUCGACGGCGCAAAUACCAUAUUUAGUACCAUUUCUCGACCUGUGGCAACUGUUACUAAAACCGAUUAUGAAGUUGUAACAAGCACAGCUGCCGCGAUUAUACCACCAGUUUUGCCACCUAAUCCACUGUUCCCGCAAUUGCCAAAUCAGCAAUUCCAAAUUACUUCUACUCCCAUAGUGACUCAAGCGAUUGUUACGGCUACCGACAGCAAGGUGUUGAAAUUAACAUUUGGAGCUAAAACUGCUUAUACGACAUUAUAUUCAACACGUGUAGUUCCCACCUUGGUCACCACCUAUCUCACAGCAUCAGUACCAUUUGUUCAACCAACGGCGGCAGCUUUUCCAGGAUAUUUCCCUGCACCGUAUCCAGGUUUUCCAUUUGUGGGUUAACAAGAUACCAUUUUAUAAGAAUAAGAUA
Ctenocephalides felis (cat flea) is the source of this 3374-nucleotide messenger RNA. RefSeq names its product ankyrin-2. The coding region runs from base 53 to 3346 and encodes 1097 amino acids. The transcript is spliced from 14 exons. The record is from RefSeq and is a predicted model, not a curated record. Lineage: Eukaryota; Metazoa; Arthropoda; Insecta; Siphonaptera; Pulicidae.